Molecule: messenger RNA, 1285 nt
Organism: Uranotaenia lowii
Lineage: Eukaryota; Metazoa; Arthropoda; Insecta; Diptera; Culicidae
Product: odorant receptor 67d-like
Exons: 4
Coding region: 1-1269 (422 amino acids)
Biological process (GO): sensory perception of smell; detection of chemical stimulus involved in sensory perception of smell
Cellular component (GO): plasma membrane
Molecular function (GO): odorant binding; olfactory receptor activity
Source: RefSeq, a predicted model, not a curated record
AUGUCUAGCGUUAAAUUGACCCACAUUCAGCACAAGUCAAACAUUUCGUUCGGUUUCGCCAUGAACAUCAAACGGCGCAUCCGUGAGCAGUUUUGGCUGCUAGACAAGGAAACUCAGGACAAACAGCGGUGUGUCGAUGUUCUAGAAGACGUUGUCGGGUUUGUGAGGACAUGUUGCCGGAACAUUGGAGGAGACGUUUUGGAUUCAAACUUUCGCAUUAACUUUCGGACAAUUUUGCUGAUAUUGUCAAUGAACUCGUAUUUUAUUUGUCUUGGUUAUUCCGUGUACUGUUACUGGGGUUCGUGGUUUGAAAUAUUGGAGGCGCUGUCUUUGGCCGGGGUUGCCGUUCAAGGAAUGGUUAAACUGAACCUAGCACUGUCGCAGAAAGAAUAUUUUCAAUCAUCCCUCGGAAGAUUGCAGCUAAUGUACGAACGAAAUGUCCACCAUCCACGCAAUAAUCGAUCAUUGGUGUCAUGUGGAGGGCUGAUAAGGGCUGCCUUCAUCAUUUUUGCGCUGUUUUACUUCCUAGGUGGAGUUGGAUUUUGUUUGCUUCCUUUGUACACUUUCGCGAGAUAUCAGCAACGCACUAUGAUUCUUGCCGUUUUAGUACCGGGUUUCGACCCGGAAACCCAUUUUGGAUUCGUAGCCACGUCUGCUUAUCACGUUUUUCUUAUUUUCAUGGGAACAUAUGGAAGCCUCGCUGCUGACUUGGGAAUGAUGCUGAUCACUUUCAACAUAAUCGGAAUCGUCGAUAUUUUCAAAAACCUACUUAAGGAAUUGGAUGACAUGCUAGAGCUAGAUGAUUUCAACGAAAGGAAAAUCCACGAAAGCGUUCUUCAAGUUUGUGUAGCACAUAAGGAAGUGAUAGCGUAUGAGGAAGCGCUUGACAAAUCAUACCGGAGGGUUGUAUUCGUACAAGUGAUGACAUCUGUAGCCAUCCUUUCGACCACGUUGUUCGUUUUCUACAUGACUAUGCAAAUUGCAAAUCUGUUGUUUAUGUUGGCGGCAAUUUUGCAGCUACUGGAAUUCUGCAUUCUUGGGGUGACCAUCACGAUAAAGAACGAUCAAAUAGUCAGAGCAUUGUACGAUAUCAGGUGGUACAAACUUCCGGUGAAGCAGCAGCGAAUUCUAUCUUUUAUCUUGUUCAAAUCGCAAAACGCCGUUGAAAUGACGAUUGGAGGGUUGGCCGAGCUCAAUAUGAGCACUUUCGUAGAGAUUGUUAAAACAAUAUAUACUUAUUUUGCGAUGAUGAUACAAUUCAUACACUAAGCAGAUGUAGAAAAAU